AUGUACGCAAGAUUCAACAACUUAGAAGAAUCGUGUUUUAUCGAUGGAAGCGAAUAUAAGGGUACUUGGACCACAUUUGGCAUGGAAGGAGUCGGUAAAUUCAUCAUGCCGCACAAUGCUAUCUUUGAAGGAGAAUUUCGCGAUAAUAUGUUUCAUGGCUAUGGUAGUCUAUAUUGGCCUCGUGGGCAAAGAAUGGAUGGAAUUUGGAUACAAGGUGAAUGUAGAGACAAGCAAUACGUUUUUAACGAUGGAUUAAAUUUUCUUGAAACUGAUUGGAAGUAUUGCAAAUUUCCUGAUAGACGAUACCAACUGUGUCAUAAAUAUGGAUUGAAACCUGCUGGAUUAACUUUACGCACGAAUAGUCAAGACGAAUUUAUUAUUCCUCCUAAGUGUUACGAUGCAGGCAUCGGAAUUUUUAACCCAUCUCAGUAUACUAUUAUUUGCUAUUCAGACUUGAAAAAGAUAAUUGAGAUACCAAAUGUCAAAUUCAUUAAGUGGAUAAAAAAUAAUUGUCAAAAGGCAUGGUCUGAACCAACUGGAAAAAAUAUAAAAGCUUUCUAUAAAUAUGACAAGAAGGUUCCUUCUACAUUAUUACCAUUUUCAAAUAAUUCUUUUGAAUCCUGGUGGAAGAGAUUAACUACUUUUAGUCAAGAUUCUACCUACGAUCGAAAAAAAUCCUAUUGUUUAUGCAAAGAUAAAACAUCAAGCGUUAAAGAAGAUAAAAAUCCCAUUGAAAUCCAUUUGAUUGAAACGGAUAUAGAAAAAAAAUACAAUACAAUUUAAAAAAUAAAAAUUUAAUAAUAUUUUAUUCUUGUUGUAAAUAAAUAUUUAAUACUUUUCUGCAACAGAUUAAUAUAUUUAAUUAUAAUUUAAUUCUCUAUCUAUUUAAUAUAUAAGAAAGAUAGAGAAAUGAAAAUAAGAAUAUUUAUUAUUUAACAAUAAGUUGUUUUUGUUCGGUUACAAUAUUACAAGCAUGUGCUUCUUGAUGUAUACGAUAUGUUACUGACAAUUUUUUUGAUACGCACUCGGUUGUUUUGCAAGCAAUAAUAUCCAAAAUCACGCACAUCUCUUGUGUUUCUUUUCCUUCGGGAAUCUUUAUUGAUAUAGGAUUUGAAAGUUCUCCAUUUCUUGCUCUAGCUAUCCAUCCAGAAUUAUUUAUAGGCAAAUUCAAAGUCCAUCUUUGUGGUGCAUCUAAAUUUAAUUUUAAAUCACGUUCAAAAAAUAUUAUGUUAAAUGAAAUAUUUAAUU
Molecule: messenger RNA, 1248 nt
Organism: Apis dorsata (giant honeybee)
Lineage: Eukaryota; Metazoa; Arthropoda; Insecta; Hymenoptera; Apidae
Product: MORN repeat-containing protein 5-like
Exons: 5
Coding region: 1-783 (260 amino acids)
Source: RefSeq, a predicted model, not a curated record